AUGGCUAAGAAUCUGAAAAGGCAACAGGCGUGUUCUACUUCUUCUGAGUUCAUUCAUAUUUUUCCAUUUGAAGAAUCUAAGAAGGGUGGUGGAGUUUUUUUCUCACUGGUUAUUCUUCUUGAAAUUUGGGCUGUUCGGAGGACAAGAUUUGCCAAUUUUGUUAAGGCUGCUGCUGAUAAAGAUGGCAACAGAGACGAGGCUGUAAGAGCCAAGGGAUUGGCUGAGGAGAAGAUGAAUAGCAAAGAUUAUGUGGGAGCUCAAUUACUGAUCAGUAAGGCUCAAAAACUAUACCCUAGUAUGGAAAAUAUCAGUCGAAUGCUAACUGUAUGCCAAGUACACUGUUCCGCUGAGCGCAAAGUUGAACCUGGAUCGGUCCCAGACUGGUAUCACAUCCUUCAGAUUGAGCAAACUGCUGAUGAAGCAUCCAUUAAGAAGCAGUUCAGACAGCUCGCCCUCCUACUUCAUCCUGAUAAGAACAAGUUUCCAGGUGCAGGAGCUGCCUUUCAAUUGAUCGAAGAAGCAAAUAGGUUUCUUUGUGACCAGUCAAAACGGUCACCAUUUGAUAUGAAGCGCAGCAUUAUGCAACAGAGGCAGUCUCAAAAUCAGCCAAGAAUGAAUAACUAUCCGAGCAAAAAUCCCGUGAGUACCGAGAUGGCAGCACUAUUCAAGCGUAUGAAUCCUCCCCAGCAAAAACAGCAGCAACAAACCCAACCAAUAUAUGCUAAUGGUCCAAAAACAUUCUGGACUAUGUGCCCUUUUUGCAGUACAAGGUACCAGUAUUACUUAGACAUUAUGAACAGAGAUCUUCGCUGUCAAAGGCAAAGCUGCAGGAAACCUUUUACUGCUUAUGUUUGGGAUAACCAAAGGAUGCCUCAUGGAGCUAACAACCGGUCAGUGCCUCAAAAGAAAGAUGCCCCAAGUCAGGAUGGUCAAAAGAGUGCCCAAGUGAAUAUACAGGGGAAUCGUGGCAAUAUGGCACCAGCAUCACAGCCAAGUAAAUCUACAGGGAGGGCUUCUGUCAGUUCUGUGGCUGCCACGGCGCCGGAACCCAAUGCAAAAGAAGACUUGAAUGUCCGUGUGGAAGCCGGAAUGAAAGCAAAAUCUAUACCUGCUGAGCCUAAACCUUCAGGUACCAAGAACAUGAAAAGAGGAAGAAACACUAACUCAGAAAAGGAAACUGGAAGCCUCUGCGACAUGGAAGAAGAUGGUGAUCACAAAGCUGGACAGAGUCCUGGACUCAACAGUGGCAGAUCAUCUCGGCGAAAACAUGAUGUUAGUUACAAAGAGAACUUGAGUGAUGACGAAGAUAUAGCUAGUGGAUCAAGACGAAAGACUACUAAAAUCAAUGAGCCAGUGGAGAAAGAUAAAAGAAAGGUCCUUUUUGAAGAAAGUGAACCAUUUGGAAAUGCUGAAAACUGCAAGAAUAAUGGAGACGAAGUAGCCGAAGAUGAUGGCAACCAUGGAAGACCUGAACCAGUGGUCGUUGAAAUUCCCGAUCCAGAAUUUUAUGACUUCGACAGGGAUAAGAGUGAAAAAUGCUUUGCACUUGAUCAGAUUUGGGCCCUUUUCGACGAUUUGGAUGGCAUGCCCAGAUUCUAUGCUCGGAUCGAUAAAGUAUAUUAUUCGCCUUUCAAGGUGGAUCUCACAUGGUUGGAGUUUGUUCCUGGGGAUUCGGAUCAGACUGCUUGGAAAAGAAGCGGGUUACCUGUAGCUUGUGGGAAAUUCAAACGCGAGAAGACUGAUACAAUUAAAGAUAAAGGUACAUUCUCCCAUAAGAUUGUCUGGGAAGAAGGUGCUCGAAAUACUUACAAGAUCUAUCCCCGAAAAGGGGAAACUUGGGCCGUUUACAAGAACUGUAACAGUAAAUGGAGCUCUGAUAGGGACAACAACAGAGAGUAUGAGUAUGAGUUUGUUGUGGUCCUGUCGGAUUACAUCAAUGAAUCAGGCAUUUUGGUUGCCCAAUUGGUUAAGCUAAAAGGUUUUGAAUCCUUGUUUAAGCGAACCGAAACCAAUGGCAUGUCUUCCUUUCAAAUAACAUUUGAUGAAAUGUUAAAAUUCUCUCACAGGGUUCCUUCAGUUAGAACAAAUGGUAGAGAACGAAAAGAUGUCCCCGAAGGUGUUUUUGAACUUGAUCCUGCUUCCCUGCCCCUUAACCUUGAAGAAGUUUCUGAUGGGAAAGCCAAAAUUGUUGGUGGUAAAAGGGGUCAUUCUGAGCUUGAUCCUGCUUCCCUGCCCAGUAACCUUGAAGAAGUUUCCGAUUUGAUUAAUGGGAAAGCCAAACCUCUUGGUGGUAUAAGGCAUCGUUCCUUAAAAUCUAUAUUAGAGGAGAGGCCUCGUGUGCCGAAGAAUGUAAAUGAAGAAACUUUCGAGGAGUCUGAGACUUUAAGUACUUCAAAUGGUGAGACAGAAAAGACAGAGAGAGUUUCUGAGCAGAUUCCUCCUUCACCUUCUUCGUUUAUAGACCCUUCUGAACUUCCGGAGUCAGUUUUUUAUACAUUUGAAGAUGACAAAACUGAAGACAAGUUCCAAGUUGGUCAGGUGUGGGCUUUGUAUUGUGAGUUGGAUGGCUUGCCCAAGUACUAUGGUCUGAUCAAAAAGGUUGGAUUAAUCCAGGAGUUUAAAGUGAACAUACAAUGGCUUGAAGCUUGCACCUCACCAAAGGGUAUGCUAGCUUGGCUUGACAGUAAGAUGCCUACAUGCUGUGGAGUUUUUUCUAGUGGUAACGAAACGGAGUUUGAUGAUACUAGUUUUUUCUCUCAUCUUUCGAAAGGAGCAGAAGCUGCGAAUGGAAACAAGUAUGAGAUGUUUCCCAGGAAAGGUGAGGUGUGGGCAGUAUACAAGAAUUUUUGUUCAGAAUGGUCUUCUUCUGACCUCCAGACAUGCGAGUAUGACAUAGGCAAAGUUUUACAAGUGGACGGUACACUGAAGGUGUUGCUUUUGGAGAAGGUGUGUGAUUAUGAGACGAUUUUCAAGGUUCAGACAAAAGCAGGCCAUGAAUCCAUACUUGAAAUACCACGCCAUGAAUUGGUUAAAUUCUCUCAUCAAAUUCCUGCAGUCCAGUUGACGGAUGAAAAAUUAAGAACCUUGUUGACUGAUGAAAAAGUAGGAAACUUGCGUGGAUGUUGGGAGUUGGAUCCCAAAGCAAUGCCUGUUUGUUUAUCUAAUUGUAAAUGAAGAGUCAAGACUGUCAGAGCCAUGGUGUAAAUUUUAUGUACAAGGUCUGGGUUCUUUUUGAUCUGCUGUUCAUAAUUAGUUGAUGUGUUGCAGCAAUUUGGGGUUUAGCACUUUUAUCGAUUCUUAUACGGAGUCUUGGGAGAACAUCUUCUGUCAGAAUGAGGAGUCACACCACAAACCCUGUGAGUAGCAAAUUGGAAAAAGAAAGGGCAGGAACUUGCUCUGAGAAUCAUAAAGCAACAAGUGGCGAAACAGGGGAAUUGUUCUAGGUGAAAAUUUACUCGAGACAAAGUUGAAGAGAAAUAUGUGUUGAGUAUGAUUGCUGAAGCUAGAAAUGUGUGCCGAAGGAGAUUGACAAGGAAAAUAAACGAAGUUAUUCUCGGGAGGAAAUUGGAAGCUCUGAGAUUUGAAAAUUCAUGUUAGAUAUGACGAGAGAACUCAUUGGGUUUGGUCCUAUUGUAGCCAAAGAACUUAGUAUUUUUUGGCAGAGGCUAGCAGAAAGGGAAUGACAGAAACCAACAACAGCGAAAACACUAGCAGUACAGUCAGCAUCCCCCGCAGCAACCACCAUCACCAGCAUCAUCAAGCUGGAGUGCAGAAAGGAAAUGCCUCAAUUCCAGGUGUAACAGAUUUUUCUCGUAAUAUGGAGCUUGACAUAGAAGAAUCUAUAGUUCAGAUGAAGUGUGUUCCAAGAAUGUGGAUAAUACUUAUGAUGUUUUGUGAUGACCAUGAUGAUGGAAACACUUACUACAAAAACGAGGAAUGUGAUGAUGAAUACGGUAGCAUUGGUAGACCUGCCUUUUAUGUUGAAUGGGAUCCUGAUUUUGCUUCUGGACCUUUAGAAGAUGGAGAAGUAUGUAUCUAGGUUUGUCAGGUGGAAAGCUGCACGAAUUCCAGAUUUGAAAGUAGCAGAGCUUGAUAAGAGUAAAGCUUAUUAAGGAACAUAAAGUAUAUAUGCCUGAGAUACUUGAUAUUGCUAUGUGCAGAACCAUGAAAAGACUUGGAAUAUACAUUUCUAGCUGAUCCUAAGCAGAGACUGGAAUCAGUUUCGACUACUGAGUUGGGAUCGGCUUCUGCUGCGAAAGUUGAAGCUGCUUUACUAAUGAAAGAAGAAAAAGCGACGAAUGAUACUGUUGGAGGAGAGAAGCAGAAACUAGUGAGUUGUUUAUAGUUAUUGGGGAGUUUCUGGACCUAAAGUUACUAGAGUACAGAUGGUACAGUUAAUUGCGUUGGAAACAGAAUUAUCGUUCCCAGACUCAUCAGUUGCUAUUGAAUUGGGAAUAUAUACCUGCUUGCUACACCUUGAUACAGAGAAGGUAUGGUUGUCUUGCAAUUAUGUUGGAAACAGUAGCAGCUGUCUGAGAAAUGGUAGGAGGAACGCAUCUCCAUCUCAUAUCUUCCACGAUUUCAACAUGUUGUUGUUGGAUUAAGGCAUUACUUGAAGAAGCAGAGAACGGGAGGAUGCAUCUGAUGACUAUUGUGGAGCUUGUGCAGCUCAAAUGGUAUGAGGGUUUUUUGGUUCUCACUGUCGAAGGAGUCUUCUUCAAUGCCUUCUUUGCUAUGUAUCUGCUUUCACCUAUGCUCACUCAUACAAUUACCAGUUGUCUGGAGGAGGAAGCAGUUCAUUCUUACACAAAGUUCUUGAAGGAGAUUGAUAGUGGUAAAAUUGAAAAUGUUCCAGAUCCUGCUAUUGCUAUACUACUGGAGGCUACGCAGCGAUGCAAGUUUAAAAGAUGUCGUAAUUGUGUUCCGAGCAGAUGAAGCUCAUCAUCAGGAUGUCAACCAUUUUGCUUCUGAUGCCGUCUCUGAUUUGAGCUAGGCUCGUAGAGUUCUCCUGAUGAUGAAACCAUUGCAGAUGUUAUAAGACUACAUCUGUUGCACAUGGUAAAGUUCUAUUCUGACUAAAAAGGGGAUGUGGUUGAUUCCUUUCCAUGUUAAUAUGAGAGUUCUAAGUAAAACAGAUAUGCCAGCGGGAGAUUGUCCAAAGAAGGGGGAGGGUUGUGUGCAUCAUCAAGAGGUACGGGGCAUUGUUCAGGGGAGAUGGGGUUCUUAAUGUAUUUUUGCAUCACAGCAUUGAUAUUUGAAGAAAUAACUAAAUAAAAGGUCCAUUUCACAUUAGUUGAAACAAAUAAAAGUUCCCCCACCGAAGGAAAAUUCUGUGGCCAAGGCACCAGAAGCUGGAGCGGGUCAAACUUGGCCUAAGAUUAGAUGGGUUCCUCUGCUAAUGGUGAGAGUUUACAGGGUUUAGCGUACAACCCUGAGACCAUCAGUUAACAGGUCAUUCCAGAGAAUUUCAUUUCACAAGUUGAUCCUGACAGUCUUGUGGCUUUGGGUGGUUCAAGUGCGGAAAGUGUCACCAUACAUGAUUAAGACUGCCUCAAGCAUGAUUGGCGAGACAACCCAAUGCUCAAGUCCCCUGAUUUGCUCAAGUCCGCAUCUGAUAUGGCCAACAUGCCGCCUGAUGCUCUUAAGCUAAUGUUUGAGUCGCCUCGUCUCUGGAAGGGAAUCGUCUAUCUUCCCUCAGCAGUAGCGCUUAACGGUCAUGGGUCUGGAUCAGAUAGUGUGUCAAGACAGAAGAAAUUGGAAUUCUAAUCCAUCUAUAAACAGGAGUUGGUUCUUUUCCAGAGUUGUCAAAUUUCAGAGCUGAUCCAUCAUCCUCUUCAAGUUUUCCAUUUUCAACAGCUGAUCUGCAAGCGCAAAUGAAAGCUCCAGCAAUGCGGCAGGUAUACUAGAGUAGAAUCCCUGAUUAUGUUUUCCGUUUGUUGUCAUUUCUUGUUUUUCUAUUUUCUUAUUUUUGCACAUGAUUAACAUCCAAUAUGAACCCUGAGAUGAUGGCAAAAGUGCAUCUUGGUUGAUCCAAGUGGAGCAUCUGCACCUAUGUUGGUUGACGCAGGAACACCUGAAUAACAAGUAGAUCAGAUUCCAGAUGCAGCCAAUCCGUUAUGCCUAGUUGAAUGCAGAGCAGGUUAAGACCGCUAGGGUCCUCAAGCAGACCAAAUGCAGCAAACCCAAAGUAGGCAUGAUAUGCAUCUGGCAGCUGCGCGGGAAACUUACCGAAACCACCGUACUCAAGUGAACAGGGAAAACAUCAAUAAGAAACUCAACAUGGAAAAGCUAUGGAAUGUACCCAAUAACGCCUUCCAGUAUCUUAAAACCUUGAAAGCUGGGCCAUACUAACAUCUAGCAGUACGAGUAAGCCAGGAGAAGCAACAACACCUUUGAUUGACAACAGGUAAGCGAAAUUCUUGUAGUGGUGCACUGCCUGAGAAAGUCUGAGCCCCCAAGACUCUCUCUCAGUAUGCCACCAAUCCUGUGCAAACACAAAUGGGACUCGUCAUGUCAAAACACAUGCAACCGUACAUGAUUUUUUUUUUUUUUUACUAGAAAUGAAUAUAUAUCAAUGUGAAAUUUUAAAGACGGACCCUUUGAAGUUUUAGCUCGGUGAGGAAGUAUGAGCCCCCAAGACACUCUCAGUAUGCCACUAAUCCUGUGCAAACAUAUAUGGGAUUCGUCAUGUCAAAACACAUGUAACUGCACAUGCUGUUAGUGCAUUCUAGCUAAAAUCAUUAGAUUGGAAUGUGAUAAAUGGGUGUUUGAUUCUCAUUUUACAAUUUAUAAUCAAAU
Messenger RNA from Papaver somniferum (opium poppy), 6798 nucleotides. RefSeq lists its product as uncharacterized. Lineage: Eukaryota; Viridiplantae; Streptophyta; Magnoliopsida; Ranunculales; Papaveraceae. The coding region runs from base 1 to 3174 and encodes 1057 amino acids. The record is from RefSeq and is a predicted model, not a curated record. The transcript has 11 exons.